Messenger RNA from Oppiella nova, 1675 nucleotides. The record is from the annotation of a GenBank genome assembly. NCBI's taxonomy places the organism in Eukaryota, Metazoa, Arthropoda, Arachnida, Sarcoptiformes, Oppiidae.
AUGAUUAAAAACAAGAGUAGACUGACUGUUCGCAUGUCUUUCGUACGUCUGGUGGCGAAAGUGUUGAGAAGUUUACUGUUUAUCCGUCAGCCCCAGUACGGCGACCGGAGGGUGCACUUCAUGAACACCCGGAAGCGGGGCAUCAAUAUGUUGAUCAACAUUAUGUCGCGCUUCGGCUGUCACGAGGAGACCGCCUCCAACAUCAACCACAACGAGAGGCUUGAGUUCUUGGGCGACGCCGUCGUGGAGUUCAUGUCCUCCAUUCACCUCUACUUCAUGUUCCCGGACCUCGAGGAGGGAGGUCUGGCCACGUAUAGGGCGGCGCUCGUCCAGAACCAGCAGUUGGCUGUGUUGGCCAAGAAGUUGUCGCUCGAGAAGUUCAUGCUUUACGCGCACGGGUCGGACCUCUGCCACGACCUCGAGCUCCGGCACGCGAUGGCCAACUGCUUCGAGGCGUUGAUGGGCGCCCUCUUCCUGGACGGAGGGGUCGAAGUGGCCGACAGAGUCUUCUCCAACACGCUGUUCGCCGGCGAACCCGCUUUGCUGGACGUGUGGCUCCAUUACCCGCAGCACCCGCUCCAGAGUCAGGAGCCGGACGGCGACCGCCAUUACAUCGAAACCAUUCCGCGCCUCAAAGAACUCAUUCGCUUUGAAGACAUCACAGGCAUUGAGUUCAGACACAUCCGACUCCUGGCGCGCGCCUUCACUCACCGCAGCGUCGGCUUCAAUAACCUGACGCUGGGGUCCAAUCAGCGCAUGGAGUUCUUGGGCGACACUGUGCUCCAGUUGGUGGCCUCGGAAUACCUCUAUAAGUACUUCCCUGAGCACCACGAGGGACACCUUUCCCUCCUCAGGAGCUCUCUCGUCAACAACAAGACUCAGGCCGUCGUUUGCGACGAUCUGGCGAUGACUUCCAUCGCUAUCUAUAACUACGCGAAGGGAGAGCUCAAGACGAAGGACAGGGCGGACCUGUUGGAGGCCUUCCUCGGCGCCCUCUAUGUGGACAAAGGGCUGCUGUACUGCCGGGCCUUUUGCGAGGUUUGCUUUUUCCCGCGUUUGGAGCACUUUAUUAUGAAUCAGGACUGGAAUGACCCGAAGUCUAAGCUCCAGCAGUGCUGUCUAACCCUCAGGUCAGUGGAUGGCGGAGAACCAGACAUUCCUCUCUACAAAGUGAUUGAGUGCAGGGGACCCACGAAUACCCGGGUCUAUGUGGUGGCCGUCUAUUUCCGCGACCAACGACUGGCCACCGGAACGGGUCAUAGCAUACAAGAGGCGGAAAUGAACGCCGCGUCCAAUGCUUUGGAGUCAUCGCGAGAAUUAUUUCCGCAAUUAAGUCAUCAAAAGAAAGUCAUCGAAAGGAGUGUCAAAUCAGUCACAACUCAGUCCAAGACGUCGAGAGAUAAAAGGAGAGAGAAGUACAGGAAAUCGGAAACCAAUCGAAACAGAGAUCAGAGACAGAGAGGCGACAGGAGAGCGACCAACAGAUCCGCCAAAUCUGUCGAUUAAUACCAGCGAUUAGUGAUUGACACCAAUCUCUCGAUUAGUCUUAUAUUAAGAGAUAUUUAUUUUAUUUUCAAAUACUUUUAACUGAAAAACAAAUGAUUGUUUCGAUGUUUAGUCAGACUUUCGCCGAUUCCUUAAUGAUUAUGAAAUGAAAUGAAUGUUUUGAAUGAAG